This is a messenger RNA of Camellia sinensis, 1542 nucleotides long. Its product is annotated as benzyl alcohol O-benzoyltransferase. Lineage: Eukaryota; Viridiplantae; Streptophyta; Magnoliopsida; Ericales; Theaceae. The record is from RefSeq and is a predicted model, not a curated record.
UUCUUCCACUUUUGUGUGCAAGUUGAAUAUAUCUUCAGUUAUGGCAUUGCCAAUACCAAGCCCUUUGGUGUUCACAGUAACAACGCAAAAACCAGAGCUGGUAACCCCAGCAAAGCCAACACCUCAUGAAAUCAAAGAGCUAUCUGACAUGGAUGACCAAAAAGUCCUCCGGUGUCACCUCCCAGCAAUAAUGUUUUAUCGAAACAGCCCAUCACUGGGUGGAAAGAGAGACCCAGUGAAGGUGAUCAGAGAGGCAUUGGCACAGACACUUGUCUUCUAUUACCCACUUGCCGGUCGCCUGAAGGAAGAAGGCCCUGAUGGGAAGCUCAUCGUGGAGUGUGCCGGCCAAGGCGUGUGGUUCGUUGAGGCUGAUGCUGAUAUUAGGUUUCAGGAUUUUGUUGAGGCUGAAGCACUUUUCCCUCCUUACCGAUUCUUAAAUCAGAUUCUCUACGAUGUCCCUGGCUCCAGUGAGAUCCUUAGCGCCCCUUUGCUGCUUAUUCAGGUGACUCGAUUACGAUGCGGCGGUUUCAUCUUUGCCUUCCGCUGCAACCACACCAUGGCUGAUGGCACCGGAGUAUUCCAAUUUCUUAUGGCCUUAGCAGAAAUGGCACGGGGAGCGAAUGCCCCAUUUGUGCAGCCUGUGUGGCAAAGAGAACUACUCAAUUCAAGGAACCCGCCACGUGUGACAUGCACACACCAUGAAUAUGAUGACAAUGUCGUUAAUGCUGAGAGCAACAUCAUAUGUGCAGAGGACAAGGUGGUGUUCCGCAACUUCUUCUUUGGUUUCAAGGAGCUCCAUGCCCUUCGCAUGCUCUUCCCUCCUCACCAGCGUAUGUGUUCCACAUUUGACUUGCUAACCGCUUGCAUAUGGAAGUACCGCAUAGCUUCCCUACAAUUAAAUCCAAGUGAGGAAGUGCGUUUGUCUUUUUCAUCCAAUGCACGCGUGUACUUCAAGCCUCCCUUGCCAAUUGGGUACUAUGGCAAUGCGGUUGCAUGCCCAACCGCCUUGUCAACUGCCGGGGAACUAAGCUUAGAACAUGCAUUGGAGUUGGUAAGAAAAACCAAAUCUCUUGUAACAGAAGAGUACAUGAGAUCGACGAUAGACCUAGUGGUAAUUAAAGGGCGACCCUUUAUCAAAUAUGAACAAGCCUAUUUCGUGUCAGAUGUCCACAAAAUGAAAUUCUCAGAUGUAGAUUUUGGGUGGGGCAAUGCAGUUUUUGGCGGUCCAAGCCUUGUUGGGGAGAUGAAGGGUAGCUACUUCGUAUACUUCAAGAAUGAAAUGGGUGAGGAUGGGAUUGUGGUACCAAUUUGCUUGCCCCCUGUUGCCAUGGAAAGGUUCAUUUUGGAGGUUGAGAGCAUUUUCAAGGGUGAUGAUUCUAACAACUAAACUUCUGUGUCAUCAACUCCAUGCUAUAAAAACUGUUGAAUAAUUUGCCAUAAUUACUCUAUGUGUAAUGAUUUGAUUCGCAUUACACGAAAUGCACAUAUUUGCAGUAUGUAUUUUCUUAUUAUUUUAUAACAAUUUGCAUUUUACCAUUACAA